GGGAUCAUUUCCAGAGAAGAAGAAGGAGGAGGCGGAGAAGCCGAAAGCGAAGGCGCUUCACUCUCGGUUUCCUUUCUGAGGAAGCGCUCCGGUGCGGUGCGGUGCGGUGGGUCGACAGAGAGCCUCGCGAGGAGCGGCGCUUACUCCCCAACUUCGCCCUUUAUCAGCCGGCGGACUCUUGGUUCUGUUCUCGUACACAUCCAUCCUGAGUGACCCGCCGAACCGAUUCCCGUGUGUGUCUCUACAACGUGUCCAACAGCAUGUCCAACAGCGUGUCCAACGGCAGCCAGGACAUGACAACACCAGCAAACGACACAGAUGAAGCCCGGGUUUAUAUCGGUGUGCGAUGGGAAGAUGAAAAACCCCCACAGAAACUAGAACUGGCUCUCCAGAAGUGGUUCAACAAAUGGAGGAAAGAUGUAAGCUGCACUUAUUUAAAAGUAGAGGAAGAUGGACACAUUGCAUUGGGAAUCAAACCAGCCAAAGUCCUUGAAGAGCUUCUCAGCUUGCGAGAGAUCAAACUGAGCUUCAAAGAUAACACGUCUGCUUCAGUAACAUUUUACCCUGAAGUAGGGCAAAUACCCUGGCAUCCAACAUCCCACAGUCGUUCAGCGGAUGUUUCUUCAUUGGUACCAUCAGCCAGAGAGGAUAUGGACAUCCAUGAAAAGAAAGGGGGCACUGGAGCUGCUGUAGGCCGAGAAGAGCCGGGGAGCUGCACACUCCCAUUUGGCCACUUCUUGUACGUGGACCAGGUCUACAAAGAGGAGAUGAAGCGUAUCGAGAGACAGAACAGAGUGAGAAUCGUGGCUGAAGUAAAGCUGUCUGUUGAAGUAGACCCAAGAGCUGCAGGAGAUCCAGAUAAGGCUCUCUCUGACGUCAUAAACCUCAUCCAGAAGUGUUUAGGUGACGCCAGUGGCUUCAGUUUUCCUCUCAAGCAUGUAGAUCGAAGGAAUUUGGAAGACAUGUUCAGAGUAGUUGUGCAAGAAAACGCCAAGCUGCUGCUUAUGCUGUCCCCUGACGAGAUCACAGUGCGUGGGCCACGCAAGAGUCUGGACGACGUGCGGAGGUGCUUAAAAACACCACAGCACAACUUGGUGAACAGCGACCCGUCUGCUGGGCUGUAUGCUUUGGGGUCUCGAGACACAUCACCAAAGAUCGCCAUGAACAUCAAAGACCAUUUGGUGUCUUCGGGGCUAACGAUGGACAAAAACCAUUGGAAGGCGAUGAAUGCUGCCUUUGGUGGGAAACUAGCUGACAUCAGGGCUAAGUUUGGUGUGGAAUUCGUGGCAGCGGCCACAUCCCGGGGCCACGUAAACGUGAAACCCAAAUCUGCACACGAUAAAGAGGCGGCUGCCCUGGAGUGCCAUGCUCUCAGAGCUCUGAUUCACCUCUAUCAGAAGGUGGCAACGUCAACCAUGAGCCACUCCUCGCUGGUCCCGGACCACGCGAGGAGCGCUGCUAGAGCAUCCACGGAAGAGGGAGGGACAGCAGGAGGCGCUACAGCGGAGGAAACAUGUCCCAUAUGCAUGGAUACAUUUACCAACAAGAAGAAGCUAAAAUGUACCCACGAGUUUUGUGCCGAGUGUCUGCUACGUUCAGAGCAAAGCAUGGGACCCAUCUGUCCUAUGUGUAAAAGCGUGUAUGGGAAGGUGGAGGGAAACCAGCCUGAGGGACACAUGUCCGUCUCCUACGACCAGUAUUCACUCCCUGGAUUUCCUAACUGCGGCAAGAUAACAAUCACCUACAAAAUUCCAAGUGGAGUACAAACGAAAAAACAUCCGAAACCCGGGAUGCCUUAUUCUGGCAUUUCAAGAGCAGCGUAUCUACCAAACAACACAGAAGGCAAGGAGGUGCUAGAGCUUUUGAGAAGAGCAUUUACGCAGAAGCUGAUAUUCACUGUUGGGACAUCCAGGACCACUGGAGCAGAGAACCAGGUGACCUGGAAUGACAUCCACCACAAGACCAGCACUACUGGAGGACCACAGAGCUUUGGGUAUCCUGACCCAGGCUACUUGGGGAGAGUGAGGGAUGAGCUGAAGGCCAAAGGCGUUGAAUGAAGACUUGAUGAGAAUGAGCCAGUAGGGACUGCAGCUGCAAGUCUCAUUUCACCAGAAGGAGCCAAGAUCCAUGUUAAUUUUAAAAGUUCUGUACUCUGUUCUUCUCUUUGUUAGUUCUGCUAAGUUCAGGUUGAAUCACUCUGGAGGCCCCGGUGUAACGCGGGUGCUGUAUUGUUGAUCGUUGUGACCCUGGCUGCAUGUGUUCAUCUUCACCUGUCAGUGAGUCGUUAAUAGCCUUGAUUUGUUGGGUUUGGGUUGUUUGUUGCUUUACACCUGAGACACACAAUGAGAAUAAAACAUUAGGGGGCGCCCGGGUGGCUCACCUGGUAGAGCAAGACCACCUAAGGCUGAGUCCUCACUGCAGCGGCCUGGGUUCGAAUCCAGCCCGGGCCCCUUGACGCAUGUCAUCCCCUAAAGUAAUUGCCAAUAAAUAAAUACAGGGUUGUCCCUAAAGAAUGGUAUAGGGGCGCAGUGCCACUGUGACAACGCAUCAGCGCCACUUUGUGUCCCCCCCCCCCCCCCUCCUCCACCAUUGGUAAGUUCCAAAUAAUACUUUAUUUGGAACUUACCAAUGUGUUUGCUUUUUAUUGAAAUUAUGUUUUUAAGUUGCAGUGCAGGAAAUUACAGCAAAUGGCUUUCUUUAUUGCAAAUUUUUAUGCCUUCUGGAUGGGGGGGGGCACAGCCCCCCUGCGGACCACCCCCUACCCAUCUUGUUUGAAAAUCCUGGGGACUCCCUUAAAAUAAUCUAAAGCAAGAUAAAACAAUAAGAAUAAAACUUGUUUAAAA
Lampris incognitus (smalleye Pacific opah) is the source of this 2843-nucleotide messenger RNA. RefSeq lists its product as uncharacterized. Gene Ontology annotation, biological process: protein ubiquitination; Notch signaling pathway; protein folding. The record is from RefSeq and is a predicted model, not a curated record. NCBI's taxonomy places the organism in Eukaryota, Metazoa, Chordata, Actinopteri, Lampriformes, Lampridae. Gene Ontology annotation, molecular function: ATP binding. The transcript has 7 exons. Bases 261 to 2057 code for a protein of 598 amino acids.